GCAUCGUCGGUCUCAGUGCGGAAGCGCGAAAGAGCUAGGCGGCGCGCGACCCCAAGAUGCCCCUGGCGGGAGACGCGGAAGCGUGGCGGCGGCGGGCUACCCAGAAGAGGCUGGAGAAAUUCGCUGGGAUGAGAGGUAAAACUGUGCAGACUGGAGAAUUUUGGGAUGUUGUUGUAAUAACAGCAGUUGAUAAAAAGCAAGAAAUAGCUUAUCAAAAACAAUUAUCAGAAAAGCUGAAAAGAAAAGAAUUGCCCCUGGGUGUAGGUUAUCAUGUUUUUGCUGAUCCUCCUGGACCAAAAAUUGGAAAUGGUGGAUCAACACUUCAUGCCCUUCGGUGCAUAGAAGAGCAUUAUGGAGAUAAAUGGGAUACUCUCACUAUCAUAUUAAUUCAUUCUGGUGGUUAUAGUCAACGUUUACCGAGUGCCAGUGCCCUGGGAAAAAUAUUCACAGCUUUGCCUUAUGGGGAUCCAAUUUACCAAAUGCUUGAUUUGAAAUUAGCAAUGUACAUUGAUUUUCCUGCUUAUAUGAAUCCAGGUGUUUUGAUUACAUGUGCAGAUGAUAUUGAACUUUAUAAUAUUGAUGCAACAGAAGUCCUAAGGUUUGAUCAGCCUGGAUUUACUGCAUUAGCUCAUCCUUCCAGUUUGACCAUUGGUACAACUCAUGGAGUAUUUAUAUUGGAGCCUCCGUUACAUCUGACAGAAAAAGAACUUGAAUACAGAUCUUGUCAUCUUUUUCUGCAUAAGCCUAGCAUUGAAAAAAUGUAUCAAUCUGGAGCAGUUUUUAAAAGGAGUAAUUAUCAGGGAUCAUCUUCUGGAGAACUAGGAGAUUCACUUGUGGAAUCUGAGUUUGUAUAUACAGAUAGCUUAUUUUACAUUGAUCACACCACUGCAAAACUACUGCUAGCAUUUUAUAAACAGAUAGGCGUACUUUGCUAUGAAAUAGAUGCAUAUGGUGAUUUUAUGCAGGCAUUAGGGUCUGGAGCAACAAAAGAUUAUGCAAAAGUUGAAAAAGUUGCAAAAGAAUCAGGUCUAAUAGAAAUAAGGGAGAAGAUAUUUACUGUACUAAAAGGUUUGCCUCUCAAUGUUAUACUCUUAAAUAACUCCAAAUUCUAUCAUAUUGGGACUACUCGUGAGUGUUUGUUUCAUUUCACUUCUGAUAGAAAGAUGAAAUUGGAGAUGGGUCUGCUACCAAAUGUUUUUAGCAUCUGUUCAAACACUGCAGAAGAUUUGGGUAAAUCAGCAUGUAUCAUUCACAGUAUGCUCAAUUCAAAGUGUUUUGUUGCACCUGGUUCACUAGUUGAAUAUUGUAGAUUGGGAUCUGAGGUUUCAGUGGGAACUCAUAGUAUCAUCAGUGGCUGUUCCAUUGACACAAAAGCAGACAUACCACCAAAUACUUUCAUGACAACCCUGAGCAUAACAAUUGAUGGAGAAUUAAGGUAUGUGAGCAUGGUGUUAGGCAUAGAAGAUAACUUGAAAAAGAAUGUGGCAAAUCUUGCAGAUAUACACCUAUUAAGUUUUUUUGGCAUUGGUCUUAUACAAUGCUUAGAGCUCUGGGGCUUGAGAAUUUCAGAUGAGCUCUUUUCCGGGAACAAGUCAUGUCUAAGUUUAUGGACAGUUAGAAUCUUCCCUGUGUGCCCCCAUUUAAGUGAUUCAGUGAAAGUGUCAUUAGGAAUUUUAAACUCAAUAAAAAAUAAGUCCCCAUUUAAGCUAGAUGGUUUUAAGCUGUUGUCUAUUGAAGAAAUGCUUUGCUACAAAGAUGUGGAAGAUAUGCUGAAGUUCAGGCAGCAACUUUAUGAAGAAAUCAAUCUGCAGAAACUGAAAGAGAAAUCUUUUAUAUAAAAGUGUUGAAAAAUCAUACUUUUCCCCAUAUUUUAAUUCAAUGAGGGCUAAUUGCUUUCAAGGUUUCCAAACCCCAGAAGCAAGUACUAUGCAUAUUUUUGUGUUUCAUUGAAGUAGAAAUAAUGAAACUGCAUUAAGACUGUUAUUGUAGCAUAACAUUAAUAAUGCAAAAAAAUGCAGAUAAACUAUGCUUUUGAUGAAAACAUUAAUGAAAUAUUUCAAAUCUAUAAAAACACAAAGGAGGAAAUUUUCUUUGCUCCAUAUUAUGUUUUCAGUUUUUUAAUUCAAGUGGGAAAUGGAAGUUAUUAAUUAGGAAUUUGAUUGAAAACUACUUAAAACUUUUACAAAGAAAAAGUUACCUCUGACAACAAACUUACUCCUUACAAGUUUGUUCAUUAUAAAUAGGCAAUAAAGUUGUAUUGUACUCUUAAAUGUAUGUUCAUAACACUAUUCUGUGUUUCAUGUGUAAAUUUCAUCUUUAUCCUGACAUCUGUUUACAAGGCUGGGGUCAGGUGAAGCAAAAUAGAUUGAAAUGUAUAAAUUAGGUAAUCAAGAUUCCUUAAACACAUUGUUUAAUUAACUAUGCUUCAUUGCUAAACAUGAAAUGUUAUUGGGACAACUGUCAAAUUUUUAUCAAUUAUAGUUUCAGUAUAGUUAAACAUUAUAAAUAAAAUACCCAAGCUAGAUAAAGAUUAUUAAUAGUGCCAGGUACAUCCUGGCAUUAUCAUUACCACAUAAUUAUGGAAUGCUUUUUCCAAACAGGUUAAAUCCUAAUUUAAUAUAUUUUGGGCAUCAGGGAAAUGCAAAGCAAGUUUAUUCAGAAGGAAUAAACUCAGUUCAAUUACAGGCUUGAUCAUCAGAAUUUUUGGCAAGUAAUAUUUAUAGUUAGCUUUUUAAAUUCUUAAAUAUGCAGCUUCUUUUGACCCAUUUUUGUAUAAUCAUGUUAUGAUAAAAAGGUGAUUUUAUAAUGCCAUUUUUGUAUAAUGAUCAUGUCAAAAUAAUAAAAAGGUGAUUUUAA
Molecule: messenger RNA, 2856 nt
Organism: Python bivittatus (Burmese python)
Lineage: Eukaryota; Metazoa; Chordata; Lepidosauria; Squamata; Pythonidae
Product: serine/threonine-protein kinase TNNI3K
Biological process (GO): protein phosphorylation
Molecular function (GO): ATP binding; protein kinase activity; protein binding
Source: RefSeq, a predicted model, not a curated record